CACAAUAAACAUGCAAGUUAGAACCGAAUAUUUAAAUAUUUGCUCCUAAAUAAUUAAUAAUGGAGGACAAUAUGGAGGGAAAAAAGGUGGAUCUAUGGAUUAGGGCAAGACUUUUGGACCCAAGGCUCCUCAAUUCUGGAUCUUACUCAUGCUCUGCCCAGACCCAGGGUUGUUGGAAUAUUUCACUUAUUGAGUAUCCUGAACAAAAGGGCGUUCAGAUGUGUCGUAUUGCUCACUAAACUCUUCCUGUCUUGGACUCACCUUUGGCUCACACUCAGACCUAGCUCCAAUAAGGAAAAGCAAGCAUGCUUCAACAGAAAACGUUGGAAUUUAUUACGGAACAGGUCAGGUGUGAAAUUUUCGUUACAUUGGCUGCGAUCCCAAUCCCGAUGUGCGUGAGGGACUUGCAGAGGCUGGGAUGUAACAGUUGCAGCCUCGCCCCUGUUUAAAUUACCAAAGUGUUCCCUUCAAAAUGUCACUCUCACGCAUGGGACGAGCACUGCAAGGAGGGGAAGACUCAACAUGGGCACUCGGAAUCGCCUCUGGCAUUUCAUCCUCUCUGUUUUCCUCUGUACCGUAAUGGCAUUAGAGGGAAGAGACGCAACGACCGCCACCGCUGGGAGCCGCACAAAUGUCUCGGGGAGCACAAGCAACAACACCUCAAAUGCCUCUGUGGCAGAGCCCAACACCCUAACAAACAAUUCCCUCCUGGGCACGACCUUGCUGUCCCCCUCCACGACGAGGAUGGUCCCUACACCCAGAACAACAACGAGGGAAGGGAGGACACUGGGGAUGUCUGCCGAGAGCAGUGCAGCAUCCCCAACAGCAGGAACCAGCACCACUGCCCCCAGCACGGGCACAGAGAAUGGCACUGCUCCCUCCUCACCUCUCAGCUCAGCCACAAUGAGCCACUCCUCAUCCUCCUCUUCCUCCUCCUCUCCCAAGGGCUCUCCCAGCCCACAGCAGAGCAGCACCAGCAGCACCACUGGGACACCCUUGGCCUCCACAUCCCACCCGCCCAUGGCACUCGUGUUCUCCUCUCUGCCCUCCCCUGCUGGCAUUACCAGAGCUCAGCCCUCUGCCGGGACAGCAGGGGCCAUGACACAGGGCCCAGCCACCCCCAGGCCUGUGGCUGCCACCCCUGGCACCUCUCCUGCCUCAGGAACCAUCGAGGCCAGGCUUUCAUCCACUCUGGGCAGCAGCACGGAGACAUCGGCGCCUCAGCUCGCCUCCACACCCCUCACACAGGGACAGCCCACGCCAGAGGUGACGGCUGCUCCAUCUCCCACAGGGACACCCUCGCCUUCUGUGACCACGGCCUCUGCAGGCAGCAGUGCCAUCAUCCCUCCUGGAGAAGGGGACAGUUCCACCAUGAACCAAGGGAAUGCAACAACAACCAGUGGCCCCAGCACUGAGGGCUCCCAUUCCCUCACAUCCCUGGUGUCCACGGUGAGGAUGGUGAGUGGGGAAGGGAGGACGGACACCACGCCGACAGCACCAGCGUGGGAAGGGAGCUCACCAGGGACAUCUCCCAGGAGUGGGGCACUGAGCCCAGCAUUCCCAACAAAAGGGCCUGGCACCUCCACUGCCCCCAGCACAGGCACAGAGAGUGGCACUGCUCCUUCCCUGUCCCUCAGCUCAGCAGUGACGAGCCACUCCUCCUCUUCCUCUCCUGAGGGCUCCCCAGCUGUGACUCCCAGCCCACAGCAGAGCAACACCAGCACCACUGAGAUGUUCUUGGCCUCCACAUCCCACCUGCCCACGGCACUCGUGUCCUCCCCUGCUGGUGUUACGGGCAUGGAGUCAGGCACUGUGACAGCAGAGGAGGUGACAGCCAGCACUAAUCCAGUGCCUUCUGCCUCCAUCACCUCUCCUGCCUCAGACACCACUGCAUCCAGCCAUUCAUCCACACCAGGCAGCAGCAUGGAGACACCAGGACCUCGGCACACCUCCACACCCCUCACACAGGGACAGCCCACGCUGGAGGUGACAGUCACUUCAUCUCCCACGGGGAGCCCCCUGCCUUCUGUGACCACGGCCUCUGCAGGCAGCAGUGCCACCAUCCCUCCUGGAGAAGGGGACAGUUCCACCACGACCCAGGGGAUCAGGACAGCUGAGCCCACUGCCAGCACCUCCCACUCCCUCCCUUCCACAUCCUUGGCAACCCCAUCCACGACAAACCUUAGUACAUCAACAUCUGCUAAUCCUUCUUUUACUGGAACUUGCUCUCCUAUCAGUUUGUCCAUCCAGCUGCAGAACGUGACCAGCACAGUGAUACAGUUCAGCUGGAAACCUCAAGGUGGCACAGGAGACAGUCCUUACACAGUGCGGCUGCUGGGAGAACCGGGAGGGACGCAGGAGAGAAUCCUAAACGAAACAAGCACUUCAUUUGAAAAUCUGCUUUCUGGCCAUCAGUACCAAAUAUCCGUGGAUGUUUCAACUUGCUCUAAGAAUGUCAGCACCUCCUUGACAGUUCAGACGGCUGCUGAAGUCUAUAGGGGAAGCACUAGGAUUACAAAUGAAGUUUUCAAGACUGAAUAUCAGAACAAAUCAAGUACAGAAUUUAAGGAGUUUGAAGAGCAGUUCAUUAUGGAGAUAACAAACCAUCUGCCACAGAAGAUACAAGAAUUAAAAAAUGAAACAAAAAUACGUAUUGUAAUUAAUAGCAUCGAGAAUGGCAGCGUGAUUGUGGACUUUGACAUUGUGUUGGAUAUUGGACAAAAUAUAACAAAAUCAGAGGUUUCAGAUGCUUUUAUAGAUGCCCUUAACGGGAGCACAAUAUUUAAGGCUGAUCUUCAAAAGACUUUUGUAGAAGCAAGGAAUAGCUGCGAGCCAGGUUUAAAUGACUGCAACCAAAAUGCUUCUUGCACCGCUGAAGGAGCCACUUAUUCCUGUGAAUGCAACAAAGGAUUCACUGACCAGAGUCCACUAGUUCCAGGGAGAGAUUGUCAGCAGGACCUACCUUCACAACACACAACCACAGCCCCUCCAAACACCAACACCACCAGUACAACUGGAACAGGAUCAACAACUCCAGUUCCUCCAGACAACACCACCACCAAUACAACUGGAACAGGACAGACAACCACAGCCCCUCCUAACACCAACACCAAUACAACUGGAACAGGAUCAACAACUCCAGCCCCUCCAGAGACCAAUACAACUGGAUUUACCAGAUCUACACCUAGUUCCGUUUACACUACCACAUUUACGUCAGCACCUUGCAUGCCAGUGUCCAUCAAAGUUCAGGACGUGACUGCAGAAGAAAUACAACUCAGCUGGACCAGCAGCAGCAAAGACAGCUUCUACAACAUCUCUGUCAUGGAUGGAAAGAAGAUAAACACAAAACAUACAAACGAGACAAAAGCUGUGUUUAAAAACCUGCGUCCUGGCAAUGUGUACACCAUUUCUGUGGCAGAGUCAUCUUGUGCUGAGAAUAAACAUACUUCAGUCACUGUCCAAACAGAUUCUGCUUCCUGUUGGGAAAGAACUGAUUUUUGCUCAGCACAAAAUACUGGCUGUUCUGACUUAAAAGGCGUUGUAUGCUCCAACCAAGCAUUUUCCUGCAGCGUUCGGUUCAAAAGCCUGACAUUUAAUAAUACACUUUAUAACUCUGAUAGUGAAGAGUACAAAACAAUGUCUGAAAGCAUCAAAACAGACGUUGUUGAAGGAAUGCAGGCUAAACUGGGGAACGACCGCUUCAAUGUUCUCCUGCUGGGGUUCAGAAAUGGCAGCGUGAUUGCUGAUUUUCUCUUUCUGCUGCCACAAGAAGAAGCCAUGGACGUGAAUGAUGUACAGACCUACCUGAGAGAAGUAUUCUGGAGCAAGUUUGGGAACGAAGCUGAAGUGAAAGCUCAGUCUGUUCAGUCAUCAACUGACAACAGUUCCUCCUGGAGAGUAGCAGUGAUUGUCCUUGGAGUUUUACUUGGAGUUGCUUUACUGCUGAUUCUCCUGGGAAUACUGUUUUACAUCUAUAUGAGGAGAAGAUCAGAACUGACUGACACUAUGAUCCAGAAAAACCUGAGCUACCUAUCAAUCCCUUCAUGCAUGCUGUGAUCAAGGCCAAGAUCUUAGGAAAUACUGUGCUCUGUUCCUGUUGGAAUUGAUGAGAUGAGACUCAAGUCCUCAGCUGACUUUUUUAACAAUUUCACUCCUCCACAAUUUAUUAUUCCAGCUGCUGUCAAUAACCAAAAGCUUUUGCUUCACAAAAGUAUGAGAAAAUCAUGGUGCUCUGGAUCCAGGACCAUACCCAGAUGUUGCAUUGCAUUCCCAAGGGCACAGGCAGUUUGGGACUGGAUAAAGCCAGGCCUUGGAAGAGCAGGUUGUGCACUUGCCAUCUUCUACCUAACUGAGAUUAUUUAGGCUGUGCUAGGAAUUUCCCGUAGAGCCUUUGUCACUGUUGAUUUGUGAUGGAACAACACCUUGAAAGGGAGGAGAAAGCAACAGGACAAGCUCUCAGACAUAACCAAACAGGCCUGGGAACACUGGGAAUGCCAUGUCUGCCCUGAUACCUCCCAGCCUGUGACAAGCCAGGUGCCAGAGGAACAGAAGGAACUGGAGAUUAACACAGGGAAGCCAGAAGUUCCCUCUGCAGGGAGCUGGAUCUGCCAUGUGCUGGAAGAAAGACUGGAGUGAGACACUAAAGGGUCUCAAAUUACACAAAUGAGCAACAAGAGGGGUCAAAGUCACAAACAGCAUAGCAAUGUGUCUUCCCCAACCUUAGCUGCUUGUUUUCCUCCUCUCAAACAGCAAGAAUGUGCUGUAGGACUUCAGGAUAUCCCAAGCCCUUACUGACCUACAGCCAGAGGAGGGCAUGUGUGCCCUCAGCACGGGCUGGAAAAAGGAACUGGGGGAUUUGAGUCUGGCAGCUGGUGCCAGGAAAUGGGCAUGACCUGCUGGGACAUCAGCCAGCCCCCUCCUCAGGCCCACGUUCCCUGCACAGGCUGUUCCAGGGCUUUACCACUGCCUGUGGUUGGGCCUCAUGAUUGAGUUUGGAAUAAAAAACCUGCUGACAUCAGCUUCCAAGUGUAGUAGUGGGGAAAAAAAAAAAUCCAGGGACAGAAAUAUUACUGUUGGUAAUCCAUGCAGACCUGUGUCAUUUUAGUCACGUUAUGGGAGCUGGGCUGUCCAAGGACAUUCAUUGCAUUCUGGGGACCUAAAUCAAUAACAUCCCUGUUAGCUACAAUUAAAUGGAUCAUGCUGGUGUAUGUGCCUGCUGGAAACCCAGUUUUUCCUUUCUGAGCAGAUCCAGACUGGGCUACUGCUGAAAAGGAGCUGGAUUUAAACAUUUCUGGUGUAUAAACACAUUCAUCUGCCAAUUGUUUCCAGUGUUAAUUGGUUCUUUUAAAGACUCAUUUUCUGAACAGUCAAAAAAUUUAGGGUUGUGCUCAACUUCUGGUUAGAAAGCUUGCAGUAGAAAACUGGAAUUUGUCCAGCUCACAUCCACUCUGCUGUUCAUGGCCCCACUUAAAAGUUUGUCCUGAGAAACAGAAGGUCUUCUGAGCUGCAGGUCAAAUCUGUCUCCAUUCCUCUUGCUGUGGGGGACACCUGAUCUUCAGCACAGUUGAGUAUUUGUUAAAUUGGGCCAGAAACUGUAGCAAUAAUUGAUGUUUUAAUUCAGGGAUAUAUAUAUAAGCUGGUGUUGCUGGUGUUGUACAUGCCCUGUUCUAAUCUCACCAUGAUCCUGUGCUGGCAGCAACACAACACAGGUUAGGCAGGAUUAGAAACAACUCAAAAUGAUUUUAGGAUGGCUUGGUGCUGCCAGGUGUUUGAGGCAUUUCCCACACCAGAACUUGACCCACAGAAGACAAGUCCAGCUUCGUUUUCUGCAUUUCUGUGCUCUUCCAGUUUGUCUGAGUUGCUGCAGUGAAUCAGUGCAGCUUUGGGAUCCCACUGCAGAUGUGCACAGUUGACCAAAAAAUACUUAAUGGAUUAAUUAGAAAAGGGGAUAUGUGUGAGUGGGCUGACUUCAAAGCUCUUUCACUGCCAGUUAUUCCUUCUUCUCAACUUCCAGCUUCAUAAAGAAACAUUUUUUAAUUUUUUUUUUUUUUUUUUAAUACGAGGCUGAACAAAUAUAACACCACAUCCGAGCCUCCAUAAAUCUUGUCAACACCUUGGUUAGACACAGAAAACUCAGCAUCCAGGAAGGAGUGGGAUCAGAAAGUGCUUGCACUGUGCAGCAGAAGCCGCCAGAUAGCGCUCCCUGUACCGGCACCAGCUGCUCCAAGACCUGUUUGCACCAAAAUCUUCAGCAAUUCACUAAUUUUUGGCUCAGCACAGGGCAGCACUUCCUUCCAAUGGCCUUUGCAAUGUUGAAGUGCACUUCAGUUCUCUCUUCAAGUCGUGCCUUCUUCCCCAUGGCUUGAGAGUUGGGAAAUUAAUAAGUUUUAUUGCUCUGGAGAGGUGACAGAGAGCAAGGAGAGGCUGAACAUCCUGCAGGUCACCCUGGCCACGCCCUGGCAGCAGCUUUGGGGCUGUGUUGGCCCAGGUUUGAGAAGUCAUGCAGCUCUCUGGUUGCACUUAAGCUCCUGGGGAAUUACAGCCAAAAAAAGGAAGGAAUAAAUGUGUCUGUAGGAAUCUCAGCGUGAUCCUACCUGUCUCUCUGAGCACCUCAAUACCAGCUUAAAGCACAGCCCUGGACCCUCAGAAAAUACUUGAAGAAAAAGGGGGUUUUGCUCCACAAACACCUCUUCCACUUGUUUUUUUUUACAUUCUGGGUUGGUGCAAGUGAGGACAUCACACCUCAAGGAGUCAGGGAGGCAGGAGCAGUCACCAGCCUCUCCCUGAGGCACUGAUGUGGUUGUUGGACACCACCAAAGCCACCUCAUUGUCACUGUGGUCAAAUAUUGACAGCAGCUCCUAAACUUUAAAUUUUCUAUCUCAUUGCUACAACGAACUAUUCAACUCACUAAAAGGUUAUUUGUCUAUGAAAUAAAUUUGAAAUCUUUAUUUGAUUUCUCUUCUCAUAAUCAGAAAGCUUAAGCAGCCUAUGGCCUCUUUAUUUUUUGGGUUGUUCCUUGUGGAAAUUUUAACAUUGGAUUCGGGGAC
Prinia subflava (tawny-flanked prinia) is the source of this 7047-nucleotide messenger RNA. Its product is annotated as mucin-5AC-like. Gene Ontology annotation, molecular function: protein binding. The record is from RefSeq and is a predicted model, not a curated record. NCBI's taxonomy places the organism in Eukaryota, Metazoa, Chordata, Aves, Passeriformes, Cisticolidae. Bases 523 to 4056 code for a protein of 1177 amino acids. The transcript is spliced from 13 exons.